This is a messenger RNA of Drosophila willistoni, 444 nucleotides long. Its product is annotated as ketohexokinase. Lineage: Eukaryota; Metazoa; Arthropoda; Insecta; Diptera; Drosophilidae. Bases 1 to 444 code for a protein of 147 amino acids. The record is from RefSeq and is a predicted model, not a curated record. The transcript has a single exon.
AUGGAUUUUGAUAGAGCCCUGGAAGAGAUGUGGCCGCUGGUGGAUUAUUGUGACUAUGUGUUCUUCUCCAAGCAGCUGGCAGACCAACAUGGCUGGCUAACGCCGAAGGAUGCUUGCGCCAUCAUGGACGAAAAGAUGCGUAUGCGUUGGGGUUUAAAUCUGAAGCGUCCCUACAUUAUCUUCAUGUGGCGCAAAGAGGGUGUCGCCUGUGUAGAUCCACAUGGCAAUUAUACAUUAGUUCCGGCAUAUACCAUCAAACCAUCAAAAAUGGUCGAUCCCCUUGGUGCUGGCGACACGCUAACAGCAUCUUUUAUCUAUGCCAGAUAUAUAAGAGAACGCGAUGUUUCGAUAUCUCUAGAUUUUGGCAAUCGCAUGGCCAGUCAUAAGUGCACCAAAUACGGUUACGAUCAUAUAGCCGAUAUCUUAGUCUCUCCAGUGUCUUAA